AUGCAAUCAAGACAAUCCACAAAAGUCAUCUAUCAAGGAUUAAAAGAGCUGGUGAAAUUUGGAAAAUUUGCAGAGACAGAAGGUGUUCAGACUUCAAGUGCUCAAACUGUUGUGGUGGCCGAAGAACACGUGGUGCCAUCAAGACCAAAUCUCAAUUCUUCUUUUGAAGUUUCUGAUGAUGAUGAUGAUGAUGGUGAUGAUGAUGAUGAUGGUGGUGGUGAUGAUAAUGAUGAUGAUGAGAGUGAUAGUGAUUACGAUGGUAUUGAUUUUCGUAUGUUUGUAUCAACGAAGGAGCCAGUCAAUGAGGCUGCGAUUUCUCCAGCUGAGACAGAAAAGGAAAUCAACAUUUUUAAGCAACAAAACGAUCCUACGCCCGAACAGAUGGAAGCUCUUAUUGACAAAUUACAGUCAACUACAAGGAAGCCUCCCGAAGCAGUUUCUGUUACUUCUGACUCUCCAUCUGGGAGUGAUAAAGACAAUUCAAAAGGCUCCUUGCUUCCACAAAAGCGAAAACGUAGAGAUCCAAGGCCAGGAGUGCUUUCUACUGAACUAGUACAACAGCCUUCUUAG
Molecule: messenger RNA, 570 nt
Organism: Lactuca virosa
Lineage: Eukaryota; Viridiplantae; Streptophyta; Magnoliopsida; Asterales; Asteraceae
Source: the annotation of a GenBank genome assembly